AUGCCUACGAUGAUGCCAAAGUACGACUCGCAGCCCAGCACCAAUGGUCGGCGGACUAGCAGCGGAGACCUGGCGCGGACAAAGAUCCUCCUCCUGGGUCAGCGCAGAACGGGCAAGACAUCCAUCCUCGACGUGCUCUUCAACGACUGCGGCCCCAAGGACACGCUCUACAUCGAGCGCACCACGCGCGUGACCAAGCACACCUACGACACAGUCAUACCACUUGAGAUAUGGGACUGCCCAGGAGACAUCACCCUUGAGGCCCUCGAGGCCCUCGACACGCCGCUGUCCCACUUUGCCACCAUCAUCUUCGUCAUGGACAUCCAGGAUCUCUACCAGCCCCCGAUCACGAAGCUCGUCAGCUUCGUCAUUGCAGCGUAUGACCAGAGUCCACAAACUAACCUCGAAGUCUUCGUGCACAAGGCAGAUGCGCUCUCAGAGGAGUACAGGAUCGACAACUAUCGCUUCCUCCAGCAGCACAUCCUCGACGAGUUAAUCGACAUCUCAUCCGAAUACGAGCAGAUCCAGAUGAACUUCGCGCUCACGUCGAUCCACGACCACUCUCUGCACGACGCCUUCUCUCGCACGCUGCAUAAGUCUAUCGAGUCGCUUCCGUAUCUCGAAGAUCUCCUGAACAUCUUCUGCUAUAAUUCGCAAUCAUCCAAGGCCUUCCUGUUUGAUCUUAAAUCACGUCUGUAUGUGGCGACGGACGCGUCGCCGGUCGACCCGCCCACGCACAACCUCUGCAGCGACUACCUGCUCAUGCUAAACUCAUUUGGGCCUCUGUACAGCUCACAUCCGGCAUCUGCACCCCGCUCGCCAUUCCUCUCGUCCACGCGCCCAUCUGCACUUGCCCCCACCAUCAAUACCGCAGAUAACACCCGCCAAGCCCCCAUUACCAAAACACUAUUUUACCCGAGCGCAGGGAUGACGCUCACGUAUCAACUCAUCACGCGCAAGCUCGCGCUACUGGCGAUCAUUCCUAGUGCGGUGUUCGAGGCGCGCCGCGGACUGGUAGAAUACAAUGUCGUGUUUUUCCGAGAAGGCGUGCAGGAGAUUUGCGAAGUAGAGGACGAGGCGAGGGGUGGAGGCGGUUAG
This is a messenger RNA of Postia placenta MAD-698-R-SB12, 1098 nucleotides long. RefSeq lists its product as hypothetical. Gene Ontology annotation, cellular component: nucleus; fungal-type vacuole membrane; Gtr1-Gtr2 GTPase complex. Gene Ontology annotation, molecular function: GTPase activity; GTP binding. The transcript has 8 exons. The record is from RefSeq and is a predicted model, not a curated record. Lineage: Eukaryota; Fungi; Basidiomycota; Agaricomycetes; Polyporales; Adustoporiaceae. The coding region runs from base 1 to 1098 and encodes 365 amino acids. Gene Ontology annotation, biological process: regulation of autophagy; positive regulation of TOR signaling; cellular response to starvation.